AUGUCUCUUUCAAUCCAGCUUCCUGCUAAGCUCGGUCCAUAUCACCCAGGCUCGCACGUCAACGGCACUAUCAACCUCACAUCGACCGAGUCCGUCCCUAUUGGCUCUCUAGUGAUCACUUUCACGGGCACAUCUCGCGUCACGCUGACCCAGAACUACGGCGACCUCAACGUGUCGAACACCGACUACCACUCGCGCGAGGUCCUCUUUCGACGUGAGAAGGUGUUGUAUACUGGCGGGAAAUGGACGCACAGAGCCGGGGUGUAUGGUUGGCCAUUCGAGUUCAGAGUGCCUGAACACACCGAUGAUAGAGCGAUAUCGAAGUGCCCAGCAGUUCAACGGACUGUCCAAGGCAUGCAAAGGCACGGCCUCCCGCCGACUAUGCUGUAUAGCUGCAGGGGUUUCGCUUGUCUGGUCGAAUAUGUCCUAGAAGCGACGUUGAAGCCACCGGAAAGCCCUCCAACUGCCACAGGGGGCAAAAGCAUCACAGCAAAACAUGCGAUCAGAGUCCUGCCCCUGACCGUCACAAGGAUGGCUGCGAGUCAAAAUUCAUCCAGCAGGGCAGACGAUCAAUCUUACGUCCGCCAUCAGCAAGCUUUCAAGAUCCCCCAGCAGAAGACCGCGGUCUCCCAACAAAACCCAAUGUCCCGGAUUCUGAAGUUUUCAAAGUUGCACCGUGACGGUCACAAAGAGGAUUCGGCGGCUGCGGCAUCCUCGCUUAGUAUCUGUGUCCUCUUACCACGGAGAAUCGAGGUCACAGAAGACUAUUCGAGGAUGAGCAUAUUGUUUUCCGGCCGAUUUAUGAGCAACUCGGGCACGUGUGCAACAACCAGUAUACAUAACCUGCCUCCGUCUGUUGCGACCGCACUCACAAUAAAGAGUCUGAAAAUCGCAAUCAUUCAACACACUCACGUUCAAGCCGGAUGUCACCCGUCGACUUCCACCCGCAAGACGUAUACGCGGAAGACAACAUGCUCAUUGCCACUCCCAGUCUCCCAUAGUGAGACGCUACCCUCUAGCACCAGCAGGGCUCGUGCGGUGGACACAGCAGCACACAGAGAGGUCGAUCUCGCCGAGAUGACUCAACUGCGUAUACCAAGGGAGAGUCUGGUCCUGGAUUUCGCGACACAUAACUCUGCCAUUGAACAUACUGUGACCUUGGAGAUUGGGAUCGAAUACGAAGGUAGAAACUUCAGGUUUGCGUGCCAGGAUGUGAAGAUUGCAGUGGUACCCGCUAGUAGUACACCGGAGGAAACUCGUCUUCAGGUAGAGAAUUCGGGAAUCCAGAGGCAGGGUGAGUAUGAGACCUCGAGGGGCGGAACCGAGAGCGUUAUGGCCCCAGCUUUCAACCAGGAAGACCGCAACGUGGAAACAGAGGCCAGAUGUCGCAGUCAAGGGACCGGUGACUGGGUCAUCCCGCCACCGGAGGUGAGCACGACAGGCCUUCACUCCCGCAGCGAAAGGGAUGCGUUCUUCUCGCAACCGCCGCCAAGGUAUACGCCGCGGACUUGA
Molecule: messenger RNA, 1512 nt
Organism: Fonsecaea multimorphosa CBS 102226
Lineage: Eukaryota; Fungi; Ascomycota; Eurotiomycetes; Chaetothyriales; Herpotrichiellaceae
Exons: 1
Coding region: 1-1512 (503 amino acids)
Biological process (GO): protein transport
Cellular component (GO): cytoplasm
Source: RefSeq, a predicted model, not a curated record